AUGGCCACGUCGAUUGAUCCAACAAACCGUUUCGAGCGGGUGUGCAAGGAGUACAUAGCCGCUCUUAAACCUACUUCCGGCAAGGAGUUGUUCAUUGAAAAGAUACUCCAGUCCCACGGCGCGACCAUAGAGCAUACUCAACUGUCCGUCACUACCAUGAUGCAGGGAUGCUCCAAAAGUGAAUUCAGAAUGUGGAUGGAUAAAUAUGUCAUGCCGGUGGUGCACAUCCUGGACAAAUUUUCGAGAUCAAUCGAUCAGAUGAUUGCGGCGUACCCAACGCCAUCUGCACUUGUUUGGGGCGGGCUCCGAUGUGUCAUUGAGUGUUUGAUGAGUUACUCGGCAGGCUUUGAAAAGGCAAAAGCUGUUCUAGAAUCACUGGAGGGACACAUCAGAUCUCUGGAGCUCUGCGAUACAAUGUAG
Exophiala xenobiotica is the source of this 420-nucleotide messenger RNA. RefSeq lists its product as uncharacterized. The transcript has a single exon. The record is from RefSeq and is a predicted model, not a curated record. Bases 1 to 420 code for a protein of 139 amino acids. NCBI's taxonomy places the organism in Eukaryota, Fungi, Ascomycota, Eurotiomycetes, Chaetothyriales, Herpotrichiellaceae.